Molecule: messenger RNA, 557 nt
Organism: Cylicocyclus nassatus
Lineage: Eukaryota; Metazoa; Nematoda; Chromadorea; Rhabditida; Strongylidae
Source: the annotation of a GenBank genome assembly
AUGAAGGCUAGAUAUCCGUUGGUGGAAGCUAAUUUGGGGAUUCCGGAAGAAAGCUCAUCUAGGACGCAGGGACGAGUUCUUGAUGACGCACUGUUCAGCGGGAGCAUGUAUCCAACUACUUUGCCAAUGGCGAUGAUUAAGGUGAAGUUUAUUCGCCUAGAUCCGAGUCAUUAUUGUGACUUGUUUUUUUCUGCGUUUGGUGGUAUUGCCUUUCUUUUUCAUUCCUGCAUGUUCGGUUUAUUUUGUUUGCUAAUGCCAAUUCGCGAAGUCGAAACAAGAAUCGUUUAUGUCCCGGAUUAUCCAAGUACAUCCAACCGAAUCAUAGAGGGCAGUCUGAGACUAUCUCAUCCACGUCCCAUAGCCUUCGCAAUAGCUACAGUUGCGACGCAGAAUAAUAAAGCAGACCAAACAGGAUCCUGAUUGUCACAAAUCUGAAUCCAUAGUCGAUUCCUGAAGAAUCUCAUCCCCGCUACAAAUGUUUUCUGCUGGAACGUACCGUAAUACUAACUCAUAACAGAGAAUUUCUCUGCACAGUAACUUUCUUAUUAGCGUGGUUG